GUCACGUGACCACCUAUAGAUCUACAAUGGCUCCUUCUGGGCAGUGACAGCUCCGUGUUCUACCCAUGAGCCGGUGUAUACUGAUCAGUCUAUAUAGAUCACUGAUCCCUGCGGCUCAACAGCUGUUGCAAAACUAAACUACAACCCCCAUCAUACCCUGUCAGCUGAGGGAAUUGGCCAAUCGCAAUUUGUCGGUCUUCAGCUGCUGUAAAACUGCAACUCCCAUCAUGCCCCGGGUGUUGGGAAUGAUUGAAAUUGUAUUGUAACAGUUAUUUCCAUGGAGUUCUUUGGAAAGUUAAUGAAUACUGUGAGUGCCGUGGGCAACCUGUUUACCAAUCCUUAUCGAGUGCGGGAGGUGCCACUUUCGGACUAUGUUGGCUGCCAACGGAUUAAAGAAGAUGGUCGGGUCUUACUUUACAAGAGCAAGACGGCAAAAUUAUGGGAAUGUCUCUUAGUAAGCCCACUCACUCCACAAAAUGCCUUCCGUCUAUUUCAGUUGGAUUCGGAGACAGAAGCCUUAAAUCAAUACCAAGAAUAUGCAACCAAACUGCGUCCGUUCUACGAGAGCUGCAGGCAGGGCCUCCGCAUGGACACUAUUCAGACGCUUACCGACUGUCUGCGCUCGCACCCCAACUGGUCUUUGGCACACGUGGCAGUAGAGAUGGGCAUGCGGGAGUGUUUUAAGCACAAUGGCAUCCUAAGAAGUGUGAAUAGUACAGAAUGUGACGGGGGCUGCACCCCUCUGCACUUGGCCUGCAAGAAGGGGGAUAUUGAGUGCAUCCAGGAGCUGGUGGAGGAGUGCCAGGCUAAGGAGGACAUCGCUGACUUCAGCGGGGAGACCGUGUACCACUAUGCUGCCCGUCAGAACAACCCUCGUGUGAUUGAGAUCCUGUGUUCUGUACCGUCCAUUGGUAUAAACCACCUUAGUAACGCUGGAGAGACUCCGUUGCAUGUGGCUUGCCGCUUGGGCAAAACUGAGUCCGUUCUGGCCUUUUUGCGCAGCCAUGCACGAUGUGAUAUCCUUGGAAAGGAUGGAUACCCCAUUCACACAGCCAUGAAAUAUUCAAUGAAAGGGUGUGCUGAAGCAAUACUGGAUGUUUCCGCUAACCAGGUCAAUGUUGAAGAUCCUAAAUAUCAGGCAACCCCUCUGCAUUGGGCAAAGACGGCUGAGAUGGCCACGCUGAUGCUUGAUCGUGGUAGUAAAGUGAAUUCUCUAAGUAGAACAGCAGAGACCCCUUUACACAUCAUGGUCAAGAAGGAUCGAUUUGACUGUGUCAUGGUGCUCCUGACCCAUGGAGCAAACCCCAAUGCAAAAGGUGAACAUGGCAAUUCAGCCCUGCACCUUGCUAUGAAGAAAGAUCAUCUGGAGCUUAUCAAAGCCCUUAUGGUUUUUGGGGCAGAUGUGGAGCAGGCAAAUGAUUUUGGUGAAACACCAGGACUCCUUGCGGCCAGGUCAAGCAAAGGAUCCAAUCGCAAGGUUCUACUCGACAUGCUUUAUAACGUAGGAGCAGAGCGCUGUUUUCCCCCAGACACCCAGUUUCUACCAGCUGCAUCCUCCCCCACUACAGCGCCCCCAGUGGACAGAACUAGCAGCAUAGGUUUCCAGGAUUUGCUGUAUGUUUCCACUGCAUUAUCCGGUAUGAUAGGGCCUCUAGACUGCGUGGACUAUACUGGAGAUGGCCUAAGAACACGGGAUCGUCUUCUGUGCUUGGAUGGAGGGGGGAUCCGUGGACUGGUUCUUAUUCAGCUGCUUAUCGCCAUAGAGAAAAUAGCAGGCCGACCCAUAAGGGAGCUCUUCGAUUGGGUUUCUGGCACCAGUACUGGUGGGAUCCUGGCGUUAGCCAUCGUACAUGGAAAGUCCAUGGACUACCUCCGCUGCCUGUACUUCCGCAUGAAGAAUGAGGUUUUUCGCGGUUCGCGUCCGUACGAGUGCGGCCCUCUGGAGGAGUUUUUGAAAAGGGAAUUUGGAGAGGAAACAAAGAUGACUGAUGUGAAGCACCCCAAGGUGAUGGUGACUUGUACAAUGUCGGACAGGCACCCUGCAGAACUGCAUCUUUUCCGAAACUAUGAGCCACCGAAUACUGGCCGACAACCAAUAUUCAAGAGGCUUGCUUCAUUCCGUCCAGUGACAGGACCAGAAGAGCAGUUGAUGUGGCGUGCUGCCCGCUCCAGUGGUGCCGCCCCCACCUACUUCCGCCCUAUGGGCCGUUUCCUGGAUGGUGGGCUGCUAUCCAAUAAUCCCACUUUAGAUGCCAUGACUGAAAUACAUGAAUACAACACCUGCAUGAAGAGCCAGGGUAAAGGAGAGCAGGUAAAGAAACUAGGAGUGGUGGUGUCACUAGGCACCGGGAAGCCUCCGCAAGUUCAAGUGAACUCUGUGGAUGUGUUCCGGCCGUCUAACCCCUGGGAGAUGAUGAAGACCGUGGUUGGUGCAAGAGAACUGGGCAAGAUGGUCAUAGACUGCUGCACAGAAUCUGAUGGCCCUGCUGUAUUUAGGGCUCAAGCAUGGUGUGAAAUGAUAGACGUCCCAUAUUUCAGGUUGAGCCCACAACUCCAGAUGGACGUCAUGCUGGAUGAAGUCAGUGAUGCCGUGUUGGUGAACAUGCUGUGGGACACCCAGAUCUACAUCUACCAGCAGAGGGAGGAGCUGCAUAGACUGGCAAAAAUUUUACUGGCGCCCUGAGGACUGCAUUAUAGUAUCAUCAAUGAAAAGGAGAUGACAAAGAAUAUAAUUUGCAGUGAGACAACUGAGAACUUGUAAGGACCGACGAAAGACAUGGAAGAAACCUCACGACUCGAACUGUUUAUGUCUAACAUUAUGGCUUAUGGUUGAGAUUCCAUAAUGUUAUUUACUAUGUAUUCACCUGCAACUUAUUUUAUCAUUUCCUUUAUAAAAUCUAAGAGUCUUAUAUGGCGAUCCACUACAGUUCAUCUACCAGUGGGAACGGGCCUAAAGUAUGGACAUGACUGAGGUCUCCAUCCUACAGGUGACUGGGUACAUUUGCUGCUGCACUUCCUAGUUGGUGACAUUUGGGCUUUAUAGCCUUUUGUUCCUAUGUCUGUCUUAUUUUUUUUAUAGAUCUUAAGAGAAAUGGACUGUUUUUGCUUGGUUUUUGGAAAGUUUCAGAUACAUUUUAUGGGUAUUUACGCUUGUCAUAUAGCACAAACAGAGGCUAGUAAUAGGACAUACAUUAGUGUCUCAUCGGUGGCAGUUUGACCUUUUAGACCCCCACCAGUGAUGAAACUGAUGAACUGGUGCCAUGAUAUAUUUGGCAGGCUUCUUGUGAUCCAUUCUUUAAUGGAUUCCAAUGACAUGGAUGAAUGACUUGAACUGCACAAAGAACAAGGGAAAUACGAUGAACAAGAAAUAACAAUAGUGUUAACAGAACUGAAGAUGCAAUGAUCCCUUUCUAAACCUCCCUUGCUCCCCCGCAGCCUCCAUUAUCAAUGAGCCUGGUCUUCACUGCUCUGCACUUCCAGGUGCGGUGGUCAAUACGUCCUAUUACUUCACAGCCAAUCACUGGCCGCAGCGGUUUCUCCCCUCAGCCAGUGAUUGGCUGUGCUGCAAUGGAAUGUAUUGACCACAGCACCAGGAAGUGAAGUGCGAUGGAGACCGCAAUAACAGAGGCUGCAGGGAAGCCAGGUAGGUAAGUACAGAGUUGUUUUUUGUUUGUUUUUUUGGCAAAAAAAUUUGCCUUAGCUAAGAAAAAAACUUUUGCCGCACAACCUCUUUAACUUUAGGGUGAACACACGUAAUCUGGCAGCUUCAUGUGACCGAAAUACAGCACCCAAUGACAUGCACAAAUUUGUUAGUAAACUUGUGCGGUGAUUGGCUGCUGCAUUUCGGCCGCAUCCAGCCACCAGAUGGUUUGUUUUUUCCCCCUUAGUAAUCGUUUUACAGAGAGAACAUUCAGAUGAGGCCCAUUCAGUUUGCUAUAGUGAAGAGAUGUUUUAUUCUGUUUUACAGCCACAGGUUUUUUUCUUGAAAAGAAGUCUGACACGUAUUAAAGGGGUUCUCCACUGCCUUGCCUUCCGGAGCUCCACUCGCAGCGUCCGGAAGUUUAUUACUCCAAACGCUGUGUGCGGGCUUCCGCGUUCGAGGCCGCCCCCUCGUGACGUCACGCCCGCCCCCUCUACGAAAGUCUAUGGGAAGGGGGCGCGACCGUUGUCAAGCCCGCACACAGCCUUCGGAGUAAUAAACUUCCGGACGCUGCGAGCGGACCUCCGGAAGGCAGGGCAGUGGAGAACCCCUUUAAAGAGGUUAUCUAAAAAUAGAAAAACAGAGCUAAUUUCUACCAAAAAACAGCACCACACCUGUCCUCAGGUUGUGUGUCGUAAUACAGCUUAAAGGGGGAGAUUUAUCAAAACCUGUCCAGAGGAAAAGUUGCGGAGUUGCCCAUAGCAACCAAUCAGAUCGCUUCUUUCAUUUUUCACAGGCCUUUUCAGAAAUGAAAGAAGCUAUCUGAUUGGUUGCUAUUGGCGACUUAGUAACUUUUCUUCUGGGCAGGUUUUGAUAAAUCUCUCCCAAAGAGUCUAGUAUCAAAAAAAUAUCCGCAGGAUCAGGGGAUUAGUGUCAGAAGCAGUGUGUCGACCGGGCACAAAGCUGUGGCUGUCAUGCCCCCUCCAUGCAUCUCUAUGGGUGAGACGAAGAUACAGCACUUGGGUAUCUCCGGCUCUACCAUAGAGAUGCAUAGAGGGGGGUGUCGGACACAGCUUCGUAUGGUGGUCACCACACUGUAUUCAUGCAGAGAGCAAGGGCGCCGGGUGGCAGAUUGAGAGGGGUACCAGGGUUCGUUCGGACCCCUCGCAAGCUGACACUUAUCCCCUACCCUUUGGAUAGAAGAUACGUUUUAUUGCACUGGAGUACUCCUUUAAGGGACUUGUGACUAUGACGUUCUGUUUCUUUCUUUUCACACCUGUUCACAUUCAUAAGUUUCUUGAUAAUCGUAUAACUCCUGUAUCUCUAUUCACUUCAAUAUAACUGAACUGCAAUUCCCCACAUAACCUGAGGACACAUGGGGUGCUGUUUUUUUUUUUUUUUUUUAUAAGCAUGGAGUCUGUAAAGAAGUGUUUUCCAACCAGGGUG
This is a messenger RNA of Hyla sarda, 5086 nucleotides long. RefSeq names its product phospholipase A2 group VI (gene PLA2G6). Gene Ontology annotation, biological process: cardiolipin acyl-chain remodeling; positive regulation of ceramide biosynthetic process. The transcript has 18 exons. The coding region runs from base 278 to 2683 and encodes 801 amino acids. Gene Ontology annotation, cellular component: mitochondrion. Gene Ontology annotation, molecular function: protein binding. NCBI's taxonomy places the organism in Eukaryota, Metazoa, Chordata, Amphibia, Anura, Hylidae. The record is from RefSeq and is a predicted model, not a curated record.